This is a messenger RNA of Caenorhabditis angaria, 1396 nucleotides long. NCBI's taxonomy places the organism in Eukaryota, Metazoa, Nematoda, Chromadorea, Rhabditida, Rhabditidae. The record is from the annotation of a GenBank genome assembly.
AUGAAUAUACCAUUUGUAAAAUUAUACGAUUGUCCCCUCGAAUACGAAUUUCAAUGUGAUUUAGCUAGAAAAUUAGUCUAUCUAGAAUUGAUCGCAAUUGAUAUUCAAUUCGCACUUUAUGCAAUCACAAUUUAUGUUGCAAUUGGUUCGCCAUUUCAUUUUAAUUUGAAAUUUAUUGGGGUAUACAUUUUGUCCGGUUAUUUCACUUUUCUUGGUGGUAGAUUAAUUAUUGGUUUACAUGAAGUUGGUGUAUUUUCAAUAAAUGGGGGAUCACCUGAAAAUACACCUCUUUUGGUGAUUUCAAGUUGUUUACAAUAUUUCUUUAUGGCUUGUGCAUGUUCAAUGUGAGUUUCGCUUAUUUUUUUAAUUAGAAAAAGGCGUGUUGUCUAGCCGAGGUUUGGUCUGAAUUCUGUUCAAAAAACGGAUCCCCUCAAAACCAUAACCUGACACUAACAUAAGAUUACUGUAUUUAGUGGUCUUGCUUUGUCUGUCGAGAGAUUCGUAGCCACAGUUCAUGUGGAUAAUUAUGAGUACAACAAACGAAAAUGGGUAUCAUUUCUUAUGUGUUUAGAAUUGUUAUUUGGAUCAACAAUAACAGCAAUCAUCCUACUUUUCGGUAAAUAUUUCUUUUCUCCAGAAACAUCAAGUCUUUUUCUCAGAUCUGGUUGUAAUUUAUAUUAUGAUAAUUAUUGGGCAAUUGAUCAACGGAAUAUCAUUCAUAAUUUAUCUCGCCUUAUUUUACAUAAAUAAAAAACGAUCGGAAUUUGCAAUGAUGAAUCACAAAAAAUAUUCAUUAAGUUUUCGAUUUCAACUCAAUGAGAAUUUGCAAGUUAUGACUGUUGGUUUGAUUUUAAAAAAUUAUUUUUAAUAGAUCUAUCAAUUCUGAACAACACCAAACAACAUUCAAUUACAGCUUUUUCGCAAUAUCGUUUUGCUCACUGGUUUUUUGAACCUAAUUUUUGGAGGUGUUAUGAUUGGACAAUAUAUGGAGCAACAUGGGGAAUCAAGAUUUCUCCGUCUACUUUAUUUCCAUCUAGCAUUCAAUUUUCUGAGUAUUGUGUUAGUUUGAUAAGUUAUAUCUACAUAGAUAAUUUCCCACUGUGUUUUUUUCCAGAUAUUCAGCCCUUACUCUGAUUCUCCUUUUAUUAAGUGUCAAACUAUAUCGUCAAUAUUUUUUCAAGAUUCCAAUCGUCUGUUAGUUUUUUUUCUCUUCGCAUCUGAUUCAGACCUCAAACAUUGAAUUUCAGAUGCGAUAGUUUAUCCAAUUUUCGGUCGCUGUUAUGAAUCAGAAUUCAGAGCAACGCGAGUUCAAAAACUCACAACAUCUGCAGAAACUGAAACUUAUUUCACAAAUCUAGCUGCACAGUGGGACAAUAGAUAUCAAAAAGUUUUAUGA